Bacillus rossius redtenbacheri is the source of this 2318-nucleotide messenger RNA. RefSeq lists its product as uncharacterized. Lineage: Eukaryota; Metazoa; Arthropoda; Insecta; Phasmatodea; Bacillidae. The record is from RefSeq and is a predicted model, not a curated record. The coding region runs from base 210 to 716 and encodes 168 amino acids. The transcript has 2 exons.
AUGGAAUGGAUCGUUCAGGGAGCAUCUAUGGAUCGUUAUUGUUAUCUAUGAUUGUUAUUGUUUUUGUUAUGGGUGACGGUGGUUUUAAAACCCAUGGAAAAAGUUAAAAAAUUUAACAAUAGUUUAACAAAUUUUUAGUUUGCUCCUGGGAGGAGAUUGAGUAUUUAAUGGUGUGGUGAUCGGUGUCUAAAUUUUUCAGUGGUCAGGACAUGGAUGACGAUGUGCUAGCACCGGUACCGACCAGGUGCUCUAGACUAAAAGGUGAUGGCGUGAAGGGAUACCAAGCUGUGGUGUUUGAAACUUCCAAAGGCAAAAUGAAGAAGGGCGAUGCGAAGGAGACAGGGCCAUGCCCUCAAGACCCAGCUGGCAGCAUAAUGGACAUGAAGAAAGUGCGGUAUGAAGUCUUCAAGUUCGCAAUGUCGGGGUACGACCCGGAUCGUAAGGAAGAGGCCAAAGUUAACCUCGCUAUAAAGCUUGGGGCGAAGCCACCUAAAAAUAAGAACUACAAUUACAAAGAAUUGAAGAAAAUGAAGGAAGAAUCAAAGGAGAAGGUGGGAAAUCAAGUUAAAUUGCAGAUGCUGGGUAAAAACAAUUUAGGAAAAUCGAACAAAAAGGGACUGAGAAGAAUGCCCAAUAAAAUGCGGAAAACUGAAAAGAGUGGAAUCUUGGAAUCUUAUGGCAAGGUUGUGAAGACGGUAGUAAAAAAAAGAAGGUGACUGGUUCUGUCGAGAAGAAGGCUGUUAAAUUAUCACGACAGUUAUCGGAAAUAUAUCUUAAUAUAUUGUCUCAUGAGUACUAAUGCAUAAUUUUCUUUGCAAGAAAAAUGUUUUCGUAAGUGUGGAACUAUAUUGCUAAAUAAAUAAUUAUUUAUGUUUAUACAGUGAAACUGCAGUUCCCUCAACCCCCCCCCCCCCCCUCCGUUUAUUUCUAAGUGGAAUAAAUUUUAAAAAAGAGCAAGAGUUGUAGUUAGAGAAAAUUAGUAACUAAUCCUCACAAACUACUGUUAAUUUUUUUUAGUAAAUUAUGUUCUUCUUUGUUAUUGUUUAUUACUGUAGGGUAUGGAUCCUUCUAUCCCAUGAUAGCUGGAUACGCCCUUGUAACAGCAUACAUGAAAGUAAACAUGUUAUAGUUGAAGCUGUUUGAAUUACAAUCAUCACAGCAUUAAGCACUUUAAUUGUUCUUAGCCAAAGUGUUGUAUGUUUAAUUUCAUUUCCUUUGCCAUUGUUGUGUAAUGAUUCAGAUAGUUAUAAUUAGAAUGAAAGUGACUGUAGGAACUUUUUUUUCCUCAAGCGGUUUGAUCAGAUUUUUCUAGAACACGUAUUCUUCUGUGAAUUUAGACCAUGAUUGCAAAAGUUAUGUCUUGUGUGACACAUUUUAAGUUGUUUUACUGAGAUUUAUGCCUUAUUGACAGCAAAGUCAUUGGAGUCAGAAACGCAUAACCAUACAGAACAAGGUUGUUGAAGUAGGCCAGGAUCUGUUAUAUAAAAAAAAAACAAUCUUAGCGUAUUCUUUGGAGUGAUUUUAGUGAAUCCAAAAUCAGCAAGUCAGCACGGGUAUUCGAACCCGUGUCAUCUGGUAUGCGCGCAAAUUGUCUUGCCAUUGUGCCACUUCGCAUGAAUAUGGAGAAAGUGUUCACAUGUCUUUGUCUUCAGUGUAAUAAAUGGAAGGAAAUAAACGGGAUUCAAGUAAAAAACAACAUUUUCAUGUUCAUUCCUGUCAAGGAAUUUUAUUUUGUUUUCUUUUACAGCUGAUACAAUCAAUUGCCCAGUGUGACAUUUCUGGGCCCUAAAAAAUAACAAGGCAGUAAGUCAUCUUGUAGUCAAUGUAAAAUGGAAUUAUGGUCAGAAAUAUUUCGAAGUCAUUAUCAUUGCAUAUUUACUUUUUUUAAUGCUUGAUUGUAUUCACAUUAUUAAUCUUGGCAUGAAAGUUUAUGUAUGACUUGCAACCUUAUUCUUUUAGGGUCCAUUGUUUACGAGCAAGUUUUAAAGGAAAUUAAGUAACUAACCACAUAAUGGCUUGGGUACAGCAGAGGAAUGAUUCACAUGUAGGCCAAACAGUUAACACAGACAAGCCUCUGUGGAUACGUGUGAUUCAGUGUGAUUCUGAAAUCAGUAUCUCCAGUCUAGUAGGAAGCACGUCUACACAGCUGGUCACGUAAACAGUUGGACAAUUUACAGCUAGUUUUCCUACAAUGCAUGUGCCGCAAUACCCAACAUUUAGUUAGUGCUCUCUAUAUUGUCACAGUUUCACCAGAAUGAUUCUUUUUUUUUUUUAACACACACUGGAAAAAUAAUACUGUCUUUCAAUUUCUUAUCAGU